Messenger RNA from Fopius arisanus, 4467 nucleotides. RefSeq names its product ceramide glucosyltransferase (gene GlcT). Gene Ontology annotation, cellular component: membrane. The record is from RefSeq and is a predicted model, not a curated record. The transcript has a single exon. Gene Ontology annotation, biological process: glucosylceramide biosynthetic process. The coding region runs from base 990 to 2189 and encodes 399 amino acids. NCBI's taxonomy places the organism in Eukaryota, Metazoa, Arthropoda, Insecta, Hymenoptera, Braconidae. Gene Ontology annotation, molecular function: ceramide glucosyltransferase activity.
ACCCAAACCGUACGGACAAUUGUCGCAUCCUCGUCGGCUAUAAAACGCAUCCACCGCCCCAAGCCGAGUGGCCUGACUUACCCACACAUCCGCAAAACUAUUCACUGAAGGGUGCCGCAGAUGCACCAUACGCAUCCCCGAGGCCGGCUGUCACAUGCAAGUUACACCCGACGCCAAAGUUAAUCACUCAAAAAAUUUUCCAAAUCACUGUCACAUCACCGUGAAUAAUCACUCGAUAAAUUAUUCAUCACAAACCGUUUUUAACCGAGUGCUGAGUAGUCUGCAACUCAUUCCAAUCUAUCAAUAUCUUAUACCCAGUGCAAAGUUCCCUCGAAAUCGACUAAAUCGACAUAAAUUACCGCGAGUGAAUGCCUAAAGACACAUCAAUAAACAUGUUCAGUUGAAAGUUCAUCAAGUGUUCAUCAGGAAAUUGUUCCUGAUAAAUAAAAAAUAAUAAUAAUAGAGAGUAACAAAAAACAACAACAUGCAGAGAGAUACGGCCGGUGAGUUUUGACACCGACCAAUAGCCAGAGUCGGUUGAACGCCCCAACAUCUUCACUAGCUCUACCCUGCUAGUCCGCUAGUCAUCAGUGUCCUCCACAAAAAAUUUACCAAGGAAAAUAUUGUGAAAAAUCGAUCACCCAAUGAUCUCAGUCCUCUCAAUUUACCCAAAUCCACGGAAAUUAAUUGUCAAUCACUACUGACUGACUCAUCGCCACAUCCCAGACACAUUUGAAACACAUCAGGGAUGACGACGAGGCCUAAAAACCCAACAGUGAGAUUGAAGAGCAACCGAACAAUCGUAAAAGGCUUGAGACCGACCAACAAACGAAAAAAGACCCACUCCAUUUUUAAAUCAAUCGAAAAAACGAAAAAACCUCAAUGAAAAAUAGCUGGACCUGGGUAUUGAGCAGUGAUUAUUCCAGUACUUGAAAAAAUAUCAGCCUCUCCAACAAAUAACUUAUUGAUAGUUGUGGUGAAAAGGGAAGAUGAGCCCUGCAGUAUACACCCUGUACGGGUUCGCAGUGUUCUUCAUGAUAUUCUGGGUGUGUCUGUGGAUUGUUCAUGUCCUAGCCCUGAUCUGUGGUCGUUGGAAGCUCCACCGUAAACCACCACAGGUGGCAAACAGCUAUGAGAUACCCCUUCCAGGUGUGUCAAUUCUCAAGCCCCUCAUGGGUAUCGAUCCAAAUCUAUUCAACAAUCUCGAAACAUUCUUCACCCUUGAUUACCCAACGUACGAAAUACUCUUCUGCGUGGAGGACGAGUCAGAUCCAGUGUUGAUGCUAGUGAGAAAAUUAAUGGAGAAUUACUCAAACAUCGACACAAGACUAUUCAUUGGUGGAUGCAGAGUCGGUGUCAAUCCAAAGAUAAAUAACAUGCAUCCGGCUUAUGAGGCUGCCAAACACGAGUUAAUACUUAUUAGUGAUAGUGGAAUAAGAAUGAAGGAGGAUACACUGUUGGAUAUGGUUGGCUACAUGACAGACAAAGUUGGUCUUGUUCAUCAGUUGCCAUUCACAUGCGACAGAGGUGGCUUUGCUGCGGCCUAUGAGAAGAUAUAUUUUGGUACUGUACAAUCGAGAAUGUACCUAGCUGCAGAUGUGCUAAGGAUAAAUUGUCACACUGGUAUGUCAGCCCUAAUUCGUAAAUCAGCCCUUGAAGAAGCCGGUGGUCUCAAAGCAUUUGGGGUUUAUCUUGCUGAGGAUUUUUUCUACGCAAAGGCCCUCACUGAGAGGGGCUGGAAGAUAACAGUAUCAUCACAACCAGCACUCCAGAAUAGUGGACACUGUGAAAUGCACACGUUUCAAGCAAGAUUGAGACGAUGGGCUAAAUUGAGAGUUGCUAUGCUUCCAACGACUAUUUUACUUGAACCACUGAGUGAGUGUCUUAUACUUGGUGCUUGUGCAUCAUGGUCAGCUGCUCUACUAUUUGAAUGGGAUUCACUCGUCUUUUAUCUUGUUCAUAUACUCAUGUGGUUUAUGCUAGAUUGGACGAUGCUGUGUAUUGUUCAGAAUAGCCCGUUGCCACUUAAUAAGCUUGAAUUCAUGUGCGGAUGGAUUCUUAGUGAAAUGACAAGACCAUAUUUGUUCAUCCAGGCUGUGCUUGAUCCUCUCAUACAGUGGCGGUCUAGAGUUUAUAAGCUCAAGUGGGGGGGACUUGCUGAGGAAGUUAAAGCUAAAGUGAAAUAUUAAUUCGAGAGAUCAGAGUAAACACUGCGAUAUGGAGAUUAUUAUUUCAAACGAUUUUUAUUGAGGAUUCAAUCGCUAGUAUCAGAGGCCAAACUAUUUUUUACUGCGGAUAUUUACUUCAUACCAGUAAAUAUUCAGCUGACUGUUUUUUUUCAAUUGUUUUUUUUUUCUCAUAAAUUAUUUUGUCCUCGCAGAGAAUCUCAUUCUAUUGACAGACUUUUUUUUUCUCAGUAUUACCAUAAAAUUAUUCAUCAGAUUUUACGAUUUUUCACAUUUAUUAAUUUUAUUAAAAAUAGCUUUUUCUCUGAGACUAGCUGUGGCGGAAAGUGAGAUUAUGCUCGAUUUAAUCUAGAAAAUUAUUGAUUUUCGAAUGAAAUAGAUAUAGGUAUUUAUCCUUUUUAUCUGGAUUUCAAUUCGCUAUAAAAAAGAAAAGUCCUUGUUGUUUUCAUGUUUUCAUCUUUAAAUCAACAAUUUUUACGAUUAAUCGAUGAUAAAGCACAAUGGGAAAUUCGACUCAUCUCACUUGAUAAUUUUGCUACUGCAAUGAUUAAACGAUUGAAUUGAUGAGAUUUUUAUUUUCUCGGUAUUGGGCAGAUGUGAAGUCGAUAUUUUUUAAAGGACCGAUGAAAAUAAUUUUUCCAGCUUUAUCAAUGCACACAUUCUUAUAGAAACGCUCUCGAGACUGAAGGCAAGAACAUAAUUGACCGAUCUCCUCGAAUAAUCCUCGAAACUUCUCUUCAUACCUCAACAAAAAAAAACCCUACAGUGUACAUCUCCAUUCCAUUAUUUGCCUAGAUGUUACAAUAUGCCUAUAGGUGUGUUCCUUUUUUUAUAGCGCGAAUCUCGAAUAAAAGGAGAUUAAAUCGCUAAUUCCGUUGACUGAAUAAUUGUACAUAUUAAAAAUUAUCUCAUUAUCCAAUCAUCAUACCGAUAUUUUUAGUGGGAAAAGAUGUGCCUAUAGGUCGUACAAGGAGCUCAAGAGCAUAAUUACCUAGACAUUUCAUAUCAGAAUACGAUGGAAUGAAAAUUUUCUACAAAAACUAUUUCGAAUAUUUGUCCAAUUUCCUAUGACAACAUUUGAAUCUCAUUAACGCUGUUACAAAUGACGGUACAAUUUCUAUAGAAUGCUUCACAAAUUUUCAUCAAAUUCGUAUUUAUUCGAUUAUCAUUAUCUCCUGGAACAAAUUCAUUGACAUUAAGGUAAAUGAAUGAUAGUUCCCAGCUCUUAUUUGUAUUUUUUGACAAGCAAUGAUGUUUCCAUGAAGGAACAACCAUCUCCUCUUGCAAGAAUUCUCACAUAAUUUCUCUCCGUCUAAUUGAGUGCAAUUUUCGUCAUUUUUUUUUCCGACAGUGCAGAUAAAAUAUGAUGGAGGAAUUCAAGAUUUUUAUUGUCAUGCGCGUGUGGGACAUUGUGUGUGACAGAGAGAAGAGGAGGCUAUGUCCUUGCCCCUCGUGUCAUCGACGAGAGUGAAAAUAGUCUAGUGCUCUGUGGAGCAUUCAAAGUGCUCAUCGAAUAUUCUGAGAGGAGACAGGGUCACCGACGAAGAAACAUCAUUGCUAUUGACGCUUUAUUUCGUCGUUUAGCACGUGUUAUUAAUGUCAUGUGGUCAUUGAUUCCAAUGACGAGGUGAACGUCAUUGCUGGAAUAAGUCGGAAUUAUUUCUUUCUCUUUACCCAAUUAUCGUGGUUCUUUUCUGUGGCUAAAUGAAACACCCUUUAAAUUAACUGUAUCUCGGUUUUUAUAAAGUGAAUAAAACUAUUAACAUAUUAUCACAGCUGUGACGAAUUCAGGAAAUGAUUCCGCACUUAUCGCCAACUUUCAAAGUGAAAUCUCAACGGGAAGCCAUUGAUUCAACCCAUUUUUUUUUUUCAAAUUAAUGAUAUUUAAUGAAUCUCAAUUCCCGAAAAUUCCCUCACAUUUGAUUAAUUUAUUGUUAUUAUUUUAGUUAAUACUGAGCGAAUCUCUCUUUCUCUAUUUAUUCUUUUUUACGAACUAAAAUAAAUGACCAGAUAACGGUGAACAAGUGGUCCACACGCUAAAUGUAUACGCGAUACUUAUGAGUAUUAAUAAGAUUAUUGAGCAGCAAAGAACAAAAUCAUUGAAUAAUGUAAAAAAAAACGACAGCUCUACCAUUUGAAAUAUUUCCAUUCUCACGAUUGUAUCGAUAUCAUUACAAUUUCAUGUAAAUAUAUGAAUGUGAACGUUAUUUUUUGCCCGCGAGUGAUCAAUCUUGUACAAAAAUUAUUGAGAGAAUGUGGGAGGAGAAAAAAAAGAUGAAUA